This is a messenger RNA of Penicillium maclennaniae, 1131 nucleotides long. RefSeq lists its product as uncharacterized. Bases 1 to 1131 code for a protein of 376 amino acids. The record is from RefSeq and is a predicted model, not a curated record. The transcript has a single exon. NCBI's taxonomy places the organism in Eukaryota, Fungi, Ascomycota, Eurotiomycetes, Eurotiales, Aspergillaceae.
AUGGAUACCUCGUCGCCAGAAGCAUCGAGUGACUGCCGCAAGAAAGAAAAUGUGCACAAGAAGCCCGCUCACACUGUGAAGGAUGGCCUUGAUCCACCGAAGGUUAAAUUCUUACUCCCUGAUUCCGAUAGUGCCUCUACCGAUUCGUUCCAUGGGUUCUCAGAUUAUGAGAUGCCGACAGUGUCAGUCACUGAUGGAGACGACCAAUUUUAUUUCUUGGAGGAGAGUGGUUCCGCGCGUCCAGUACCCAUCCCGAGCAUUGUCUUUCGCGACAGAAGCCAAGACGAUAUCAAGAAAGCCAGCCUUGAAUACCUAAACGACAACAUCAAGGAAUGGACUAUCGGGUUCGACCUCGCCGCAUUUCCCCAGACCAUCAAGCAUUGGAUUCCUACUCUAAGAGCAGCAGCUCUUCCGGGAUCGUACGAACACCUUCUGCUACUCAUGUUUGACGAUGUAAAGGACUUCAACCAAUUCCAGACCACCCUACGAGAAGCUGGGGUUCCAGGUGCCAUCAAUCCCCGUCAGAGCGGGACUCUGACUGUCAAUGCAGAGCCCAGUCGCCGUAAUGUGGUUGGCAAAGGGCGAAGUCAAGGCCAGGCCAGGGACCUUCUGGUACCUCGAGGCCAAAUUGUCCAGAAUGACCAAACUGCCGACGAAAUGUACUUUUGGAGAGAACUGCACAUUAUCAGACUGCUUGUGGCUCCCAUCCGAGAUGAGAAUGAAGAGAUAAUCUGGAUCACCAGCCGCGAGCAGCAGCCAGAUGAUAUGAUUCAACAAUUCCAAGCAUCGAGAGACUGCAUCAUUGACUUCAAGGCGCGUCUUUUGAAGGCACUGGAUCAAGGUCCUGAGAACAGUAGGAAUUUCGAGCCCUGGUAUAUUCCCUUUAAAGUGCUAACUUCAUUAUCAGAGGUCAUCAACCUCCCCCCCUCCAAAGGUCUCGAGUCACCCUCAUACAAGGAGCUGCGUCUCCGCACAUCCAGCCUCCACCAGUUCCGCAUGGACUCUUGCAAGGGAAGUCUUGAAUGGGUGCGAUUCCCACCGAGCGAAAUUGAAUCGCGACGACGUUGUAACCAGCUCGACGAGUGUCAAGGCUACCCAAGGAGUCUACCAAGACACGGAUCAAGAACAUGA